Thamnophis elegans (Western terrestrial garter snake) is the source of this 1188-nucleotide messenger RNA. It is a transcript of the gene AP2S1, whose product is annotated as adaptor related protein complex 2 subunit sigma 1. Lineage: Eukaryota; Metazoa; Chordata; Lepidosauria; Squamata; Natricidae. Gene Ontology annotation, biological process: intracellular protein transport; clathrin-dependent endocytosis. The record is from RefSeq and is a predicted model, not a curated record. The transcript is spliced from 5 exons. Gene Ontology annotation, molecular function: clathrin-cargo adaptor activity. Gene Ontology annotation, cellular component: AP-2 adaptor complex; intracellular membrane-bounded organelle; membrane coat. Bases 166 to 594 code for a protein of 142 amino acids.
CUUCCGGUUCCUUCCCUCCUUUAGACUACAAUUCCCGGCGGGCUGAGCGCUUGGCAGCCGCCCUGUCGGAUAUCCCGUAGGAAGGCAGAAUUGAGUCGGGGGGCUGAAGCAGCUUCCCGGGGGCUCUGCGGGCAGCAGCGGCAGGAGGGGGACUCGGGAGCCAUCAUGAUCCGCUUUAUCCUGAUUCAGAACCGGGCCGGCAAAACCCGCCUGGCCAAGUGGUACAUGCAGUUUGACGAUGACGAGAAGCAAAAGCUGAUUGAGGAGGUGCACGCGGUGGUUACCGUCCGAGACGCCAAGCACACGAAUUUUGUGGAGUUCCGAAACUUCAAGAUCAUCUACCGACGUUACGCGGGGCUCUACUUCUGCAUCUGCGUGGACGUCAACGAUAACAAUCUAGCUUACCUCGAGGCCAUUCACAACUUUGUGGAGGUUUUGAACGAGUACUUCCACAACGUCUGUGAGCUGGACCUGGUCUUCAACUUCUACAAGGUCUACACGGUGGUGGACGAAAUGUUCCUUGCUGGGGAAAUCCGGGAAACGAGCCAAACGAAGGUGUUGAAGCAGCUGCUGAUGCUGCAGUCGUUGGAAUGAUUUGGGUGGGUGGGUGUCUCAUCCGCUGCCUCUUUUGGGGGGGGGCAGCUCUUCUUCCUCUGACCCGGCCGCUUCCUGCCAGCCCUUCCUCUCUUCCCCUCCAGCGCCCCCAAUCACAGAUUUGCUCGCUCCGUAACCCAGAGCCGAAGGCUGGCAGGGAGGAAGCGUUUGGGGAAGGGGCUCCGUUGGGGUGUCUCUUCUGUGCCCCCCCCCUGCCUGUGGAAGAGAGAGAGCUGGCAAAUUGGGCCUGGCUCGCCUCUUUGGUCAAAAGAGGGGGGGGGGUUUGGAGAGGAGGGAGCUCCUAACCUCCCUGCCACCCACCCACCCACCUAUCCUUGUCAUUUGAUCUCCCACUGCUCUCCACUUUCCCUGUUGCUGGUCUGUUGCCCCCUCCCCUUCUGGCCAUCCAUGUCAACGUGUUGUUCUGCAGAAGAAGGACCACGUCUCUGUGAGUGUGUGUGUCUGUGUGUUUGUGUGUCUGUGACUACAGGCACCUGUAAUAAGUGGAUUUGAGUGAUUCAACUGCCAGUAAAGUGAUGUCUUGAAAUAAACCAUCCAUCCAACACUGAAAAAAAGAGAUGUUGCUCAUUUGAA